AUGACCACGGCUAACACACCCACCACCACCCCGUGGACACCAACGGGCGACACAAUCUCCAUCAAAUCCCUUCAACUCCCCCACGGCAUCAUCGCCCCGGACGUCUGGGGCAAACCGAAAGAACAGCCCGCCCUGGUCAACAUCACCCUCAACCUCCACCACGGCUUCCACUCCGCAGCCGGCGCAGACAAACUCGACGACAGCACAAUCCACUACGGCACCCUCGCCAAAAAGGUCCGCUCCUCAUGUAUCCCAAGCCAAAAUCCCGGCGACCUCUCCCACAACGUCGAGAACGCCAUCGCAGAAAUGGCGCGCAAGUCUGAAGGGAAGUUUAUUGUAGCGAGAUCGAUAGUUGAGGUCGUCCUGCCGAAAGCCAGUAUGGAUGGCGAGGGAAUUCGUUUGACGAACAUCACGCGCUACGACGAGAGUGGCAAGACUCUAGCUGUUGAGAGGAUCUUCUCAAUCGAAGCCGUCAAGAUCAUGACCCUCAUCGGCGUCAACAGCUACGAACGAAGCCAAAAGCAACCUCUAAUAACCACAAUCUCCCUGCACCUCCGGCCUGAAGCGGAAACGACCGAUUCAACGCAAACAGUCUCUCUCUUCAACCUCGAAGAGAUGCUUGUUCAGAUAAUUUCCCAAACCUCCUUCGAAACGCUCGAAACCCUCGCCGACUUCACCAUCUCCCAGCUCCGCAAGAAACUUCUCGACAAUGUCGUCCCAGGGACGCGAGUACACCUGAAAAUCGAGAAGCCGAGGGCGAUUGCGUGGGCUGAGGCGCCGAUCGUGGAGGUUGCAAGGGAUGUGCCGGUGGCGAAGUCGAAGCGGGCGACGAGGGUGGUGAGUACGGCGAGUGGGGAUGCGCCGGAGGUCGUGACGGCGGCUGAGGGAGGGAAUGGGGAGGGGAGGUUGAGGAUUGUGAAGCCGUAUAGUGGGUGA
This is a messenger RNA of Fulvia fulva, 936 nucleotides long. RefSeq lists its product as uncharacterized. Lineage: Eukaryota; Fungi; Ascomycota; Dothideomycetes; Mycosphaerellales; Mycosphaerellaceae. Gene Ontology annotation, molecular function: dihydroneopterin aldolase activity. The transcript has 2 exons. The coding region runs from base 1 to 936 and encodes 311 amino acids. The record is from RefSeq and is a predicted model, not a curated record. Gene Ontology annotation, biological process: folic acid-containing compound metabolic process.